This is a messenger RNA of Eurypyga helias (sunbittern), 948 nucleotides long. RefSeq names its product gastric triacylglycerol lipase-like. The record is from RefSeq and is a predicted model, not a curated record. Lineage: Eukaryota; Metazoa; Chordata; Aves; Eurypygiformes; Eurypygidae. Gene Ontology annotation, biological process: lipid metabolic process.
AUGUGGCUAGCUCUAGCUCUGAUGUCCAUGGUGCGUGGGAUCAUACCUGGGCAAUGCUUCUGUAAUUUUCCCUGUUGUAAGAAUCCAGAAACACAGAUGAACAUCCUAAGUAUGAUGAAUGGAAUGGUGUCCUUCGGGGGAUACCCCAUUGAGGAGUACUCUUGUGUGGUGACAGAAGAGGGCUAUACCCUUCAGCUAAACAGAAUUCCUUAUGGGAGAAGAAAUGCUGGAAGCCAAGGUCCAAGGCCCACUGCAUUUCUGCAACACGGUUUAGUGAGAGAAGGCAACAUAUGGGUUACCAAUUUGCCCAACAACAGCCUGGGCUUCAUUCUUGCAGAUGCUGGCUAUGACGUUUGGACAGGCAACACCAGAGGGAACAUUUGGUCCAAGUGACAUCUGGUCCUGUCUCCCAGAUGGGAGGAAUUCUGUGCUUUCCGCUUUGAUGAAAUAGGUAAAUAUGAUCUCCCGGCAAUGAUAAACUUUAUUGAACAGGAAACAGGAGAGAAGCAGUUAUAUUAUAUUGGUCAUUCACAAGGAACCAUUAUAGGUUUCGUAGCCUUUUCCACUCAGCUGGCUGAGAAAAUCAAGAUGUACUUUACUUUAACACCCGUGGCCACAAUUACAUUUGUUCAAAUUCCAUUUAACAAGCUUGCAUUCUUUUCUGACUAUGAGUUUAAAGAGAUGUUUAGCACCAAAGAGUUUGCACCGCACACCACCUUGGGUGAGCUGGUCCUUUCCAAAUUCUGUGCCUGCUUGAAGACCUGCAGGAGCAUCUUGAUUAGGCUAUUAGGAUUUAACUGGAAUAACGUAAAUAUGAUUGUGUAUGCAGCACACUCCCCAGCAGGGACUUCAGUACAAAAUAUCAUCCACUGGUUGCAGGGAGUUCAAAGUGGUGCACUGAGAGCUUAUGAUGGGGGGAGCGUGUAUAACAGUCUUCACUAUAGACAG